Molecule: messenger RNA, 791 nt
Organism: Aspergillus aculeatus ATCC 16872
Lineage: Eukaryota; Fungi; Ascomycota; Eurotiomycetes; Eurotiales; Aspergillaceae
Exons: 1
Coding region: 51-614 (187 amino acids)
Source: RefSeq, a predicted model, not a curated record
CCACAUCCAAAUCCACCUCCCAACAAACCCAACUCCAAAAACCAAAAAAAAUGACCCCCCCAAAAACCACAGCCUACAUCACCCGCACCCAAAACUGGGACCCAGCCCGGGCGCACCCCGCCAUGGCCUGGAUGGAAAAAUGCACGCACGCCUGGGACACGCGGCAGAGCUGGACAACGCCCUACACAGACUGGGUGACCCCAGAUUUUGUGUUCGUUAAACCCAACGGCGAGCGGUGCGAGGGCGGGCUCGCCGCGUGGGAGGAGAUGCGGCAAGAGUACGCGGUGUUUGCGCGGUCCCACCACGAGCCCAGCUGGGUGUGCGUGGUGGACUGUGAUGAUGAGGGCGGUGGAUGGGAGUUUGUCGGCGAGGGGAAGUUGUUUAUUGAUCUGCCCGACGGGAAGAUUCCUGGGGAGAAGAAGGCCAAGGAUUUGGAUGGACAAGAGUGGGAUCUGGGCGUGGAGAGUAUGUUUCGGUUUCGGUUUGUGCACACCUCAAAUGAGCUGAAUGAGGGGAUUCGGAUCAAGCAGUUCCAGUUUUAUAGUGAUAGUGGGCCGGUGGUGGCGGAGAUGGUGAGGAGGGGGGUCGUGAGGGUGGAGGAUUUGUUUGGGUAGAUUCUGGGGAUCUUGGGGGUGAACUUGGAAGGGAGGGGUGGGCUUUGAAGGGGGGGUAAUUUUGUGGAAUAACUUUGUCUUUUUGGGGGUUGCUGCAGGAUCGUGUGUUGGUAUUUCCUUCAUCUGAGUUUAUGAUGGCUAGCAAAUGCUUACAUUGCCUAGUUUUAUGAUUUUGCG